Molecule: messenger RNA, 486 nt
Organism: Funneliformis mosseae
Lineage: Eukaryota; Fungi; Glomeromycota; Glomeromycetes; Glomerales; Glomeraceae
Source: the annotation of a GenBank genome assembly
AUGGCUUUAAUAAAUAUCCAAGUAAAAGACAUGAAAGACUUUGAAAUUAAACUUACUCGAGAAUUACAAGCCAAAGAACAAAUUAUUAAAAAUUUAGAGCAAAGUAAAAAGAUAGCCGACGAAGAUAAUCAAUUGAUACUCUCCUUUUUAUGGAAUGAAAUAGCUAAGCAAGAAAUUAUUAAUGUUUUAGAGGAAGCGAUAAGAGAGCGAGAAAAAGAAACCAGAGCCAAGCAAGAAAUUAUUAAUGUUUUGGAAGAAAAGGUUAGAGAGCGAGAAGAAGCAGCUAAAGCUACGCAAGAAACGAUAAUGUACCUGAAUGAAAAGAUUAAAGUACAAGAAGAAGAAACCAAGACUAAGCAUGAAAUGAUUCAUGAUCUAGAAGAAACGAUUAGAAAACGUGAAGAAGAAAUCAACGCCAAACAAGAAACCAUGAAUGUUUUAGAAGAAAAAGUUAAAGAGCGAGAGGAAGAAACUAAAGCCAAGCAA